Messenger RNA from Schistocerca piceifrons (Central American locust), 927 nucleotides. Its product is annotated as serine protease inhibitor I/II-like. Bases 79 to 369 code for a protein of 96 amino acids. The record is from RefSeq and is a predicted model, not a curated record. NCBI's taxonomy places the organism in Eukaryota, Metazoa, Arthropoda, Insecta, Orthoptera, Acrididae. Gene Ontology annotation, molecular function: peptidase inhibitor activity. The transcript has 4 exons.
AAAAACGCGUGGGACGCCCGGUUGGCAGUCGUACUCGCACAGCAUUAGCGGCAACAGGCAGAAGCAGCACCAGCAGACAUGAAGGUCACACUAGCGAUAGCAGCGGCGGUCUUGUUCGUCGUCAUGGCAACCACAGUGGACGCCGCAUCGGAGUGUACUCCAGGUGACACGAAGAAGGAAGACUGCAACACUUGCAGGUGCACUCCAACAGGCGUCUGGGUCUGCACGCGCAAAGGGUGUGUUACGAAGAGAGAGGUGAACUGCACUCCUGGAACGACCUUCAAGGAUAAGUGUAACACCUGCCGCUGCGGUCCCAACGGUAGAAGUUCCACCUGCACCUUGAUGGCCUGUCCUCCUGGCUCGCAUUAACCAGAGGUUUGCGGCCUGUAGCGUAAGUUGGUAUGAGAUCACUUCGGUUGCAAAGAUGUCUGAGCCAGUGUGUCGCCUUUCCAAUGGUCGCUUACGCUCAACUUCUGAGAGGCGAGCGUCGUUGCUGCUACCAGCUUCACUCUCCACUGAAUCGGCAGAUCUUCACACCCUGCGCCUUGUUCACCGCAAGCACGCCAGGUGGUAAAGGUUGGCGUCGGAUCGCAAGACUAGUUAAUGAAGUUUGAGGCGAACUGGACAAAAUAAAUAAAGAAAGAAACUGAAAAAUAAAUAAAUUUUUCAGCGCGACCAUCCUCAGUCCCAAACAUCCCACUGCUCCUCUCCGAAAUCACGUUACCUGGUACAGAACAGGACACGUAUGACGUUACUGGCAUUACUGACACGUUUCCGUGGUUGACUGGGACAGUGGAUAGGUGUACAACCAAGGUUCUGAGAUUUACUUUCAAAUACAUAUUUUUAUUGUAUGUAAUAUAUGUAAUCUCCAUCCAAAAUCAUCUCAAGCGUUUUUCAUAUCAGUAACAUUAGCACAAGUGUCACAUU